AUGCGCGGAAGUGAGAGCGAGGAGAGGGCGCCUGGCGCCGUGCACCCGCUGACUUCUGCAUACCCCGACGAAAUCGCACACCCCAAUGACGACGCACAACCCAGUGAAGUCGCACACCCCAAUGGCAACGGCACCUCCCCGGUGAAUCUCUCGAAUAACAAUGAGAGCUACAACGACAAAACGAAGGAGGGAAAUGCGCUGCAGGAGGGCGAGGCACAGGCUCCCACAGGCUUCCUUGCGAAGCUGAGCGCGUGUGUGGACGUCGUCAUUCCUCCCGGCGGAAUCCUCGCGAGCGCCUUCAACCUCGCGUCGUCGUCGAUCGGGGCCGGCAUCCUCGGCCUGCCCCUGGCGACGAACAGCAGUGGGCUCGUGAUGGCCAUCUUGUACCUCGCCGUCAUCACGUUCCUCACUAUCUACUCGGUGUAUGCCCUCGGCGUGGCGGCGCAGCGAACGCAGAUCAAGAGCUACGAAGCCGUGGCGCUGGCAUUGCUGGGCCGCUGGUUCACCAUGUUCGUUGUCGUUGUGCGCGCCUUUCACGGGUUCAGCGCCUGCAUCGCGUACGUGAUCAGCGUCGGCGACAUCUGGCACAACAUCUUGGAGGGCAGAGAUAGCGUGCCGCAGUUUCUGAAGGAUAAGUCCGGCAACCGCCUGCUGACGAUUGUGGUGUGGCUCUGCGCGAUGCUGCCGCUGGUGAUCCCGAAACACAUUGACUCGCUCCGCUACUUUUCCACCUUCGCUGUCUCCUUCAUCAUCUACUUCGUCGUGGUGAUCGUGGUGCACUCCUGCACGCACGGGCUGCAGGACAACCUCCACCGCAUCAGCGUGGGCAAGGACGACGACGCCAACGUGGUGCUCUUCAACAGCGGCAACAAGGCAAUUGAGGGUCUCGGCGUCUUCAUUUUCGCUUAUGUUUGUCAGGUCAAUGCGUACGAGGUGUACUGGGAUAUGAAGAACCCCACGAACACGCGCUUCACACUCGCCGCCGGCAUCGGUAUGAUGCUGUGCUUCCUGCUCUACGCCAUGACCUGCUUCUUCGGCUACAUGGACUUUGGCAAGGAUGUGGACGGCUCCAUCAUGCUCAUGUACAACCCACUCUCCGAGCCCGAGGUGUUGGUGGCCUACAUUGGUGUGCUCUCCAAGCUAUGCGCCUCCUACGCGUUGCUCUUCAUGGCUGGCCGCUAUGCCAUCUACCACGGCAUCGGUUGGGACGUGGACAAAGUACCCUACUGGAAGCACACCCUUGUUGUGACCUUUAUUUCAGCUAUAAUACUUGUCUGUGGUUUGUUCAUCCCGAAGAUCCAAAUUAUGUUGGGCUUUGCGGGCUCGAUCUCUGGCGGCUGCAUCAGCUUAAUUUUUCCGGCGUUCUUUGUGAUGUACUCAGGUGACUGGACCUGGAAGAAAGUGGGCGCCUUCAACUACAUCUGCACGUACGUGCUGCUGAUUGCAGGAGUGAUCGGAGUGGUGUUUGGCACUGGCGCCACCAUUUACGCCACUGCCGGUGGCUAG
Messenger RNA from Trypanosoma conorhini, 1506 nucleotides. Its product is annotated as putative amino acid transporter. Lineage: Eukaryota; Euglenozoa; Kinetoplastea; Trypanosomatida; Trypanosomatidae. Gene Ontology annotation, molecular function: amino acid transmembrane transporter activity. The record is from RefSeq and is a predicted model, not a curated record. The transcript has a single exon. Gene Ontology annotation, biological process: amino acid transmembrane transport. The coding region runs from base 1 to 1506 and encodes 501 amino acids.